This is a messenger RNA of Strongyloides ratti, 1098 nucleotides long. RefSeq names its product HD domain-containing protein. Bases 1 to 1098 code for a protein of 365 amino acids. The transcript is spliced from 4 exons. Lineage: Eukaryota; Metazoa; Nematoda; Chromadorea; Rhabditida; Strongyloididae. The record is from RefSeq and is a predicted model, not a curated record. Gene Ontology annotation, cellular component: cytoplasm. Gene Ontology annotation, molecular function: 5'-deoxynucleotidase activity.
AUGUUUGUAAAAUUUGUCUGCUACUUAACACUACUAUUUUCUCAUUGUAUUUUUUGUAAACUUAUAUGUAAUGGCUAUUCUGAUUAUAUAAUUAAUCAAGUUAAUCAUACUGAUAUUUAUGGCACCAGGGAAUGUGAUACAGAAAAUUGUAUUUAUUUUAAUGGUAUUAUUGUUAAUAUUCAUUUGGAUAGGUUAACUAACAAGUAUACUAAUAAUACAUAUCAUGGAAACUUUGUUGGAUGUUUUGAUGAAUUUGUAAAUUUUUUAAAUAUUCAUAAUUUUAUGAAAUGGCCUGAAGUAUCUUAUGAUUUAAAAACUUGUAAUGAUAGUAAAAAUGGUUUCAAUUUUAGAUUUGAUGAUAGGGUAGAUGAAUAUUAUGGUGCAUUUAAUUUAAAAUGUACAAAAAAUGGAGAUUAUCAAAAAACUGAUUUCGAAAAAAUUCCUAAAACACAUAAAUAUGAUGAUUAUUUAGAUGAUAUUUAUAUUCAUGAUGUUUUGGAUAAAAAUUCUCUAACUUCUGAAACAUUUUCUGAUAAUACAACAUCCUUAAUUGAUAUUCUAGAUUCAAUAGAAAUACAAAUUAAUGAUAUUAAAGAACAUUUAUCUAAUGAAUCAUCUUCGUUUGUCCAUGAUAUAAAUUCUCAUAACUUUGAAAAUGCACAUAUUCUACCAUCUGAUGAUCCAAUGGAACAUGAACUAAAUGGCUAUGUUUUCUAUGUCUCUUGGAGAGUACAUGAUUUAGCUGAAGCUCUGGUUGGUGAUAUAACACCUUAUUGUGGAGUCUCAGAUCAAGAUAAAUUUACCUUGGAGAAAGAAGGUUUUGAAAAAAUUAUUCAAUAUCUUCCACAAAAGACUGGAGAAGAAUGGUUUAAUUAUUGGAUGGAAUAUGAAAAACAAGAAACAGCUGAGGCAAGAUGUGUUAAGCAAUUGGAUAAAUAUGAUAUGAUAGCCCAAGCAUUUCAUUAUGAAAAUAAAUACAAUAUAGAUCUUUCAGAUUUUUUUAACAGUACAGAAAAAUCAUUUUCUGAAGUUCCAUUUACAGAAUGGAACAAAGUUUUAAGAGAGAAAAGAAAUGAAAUCAGGAAAGGAAAAAAAUGA